Zingiber officinale is the source of this 684-nucleotide messenger RNA. RefSeq names its product proline-rich receptor-like protein kinase PERK10. NCBI's taxonomy places the organism in Eukaryota, Viridiplantae, Streptophyta, Magnoliopsida, Zingiberales, Zingiberaceae. The transcript has a single exon. The coding region runs from base 1 to 684 and encodes 227 amino acids. The record is from RefSeq and is a predicted model, not a curated record.
AUGGAGCUAAUGAGGCGCGGUCGAAUUAUUUUAGAAAGGAGAUCGCUCCCCUACAUGACUUCGACCCCUGUCGAUGUGGCUUCCCCUACAAAUCCCCGACCUCGUCUUCCUCGCAGAGCCCCGUCUACCGCCCGACCUGCCUUCUCUGCUCAUCCCAUUCAUCGCAGGACUGCCCCUGCAUCCCGGCCUGCCGCCCCUGUUCGUCCCCGGGCCCUGCCUACAGCUCGGCCCUUCACCCCGACGCCUCUUCAAUCAAUUAAUCCUCCCCGACCAACCUCCAGCCCUGGUCGUGGCCGCGGUCGAAGAUCCUCCAACGUACCUUACGCCAACCCUGCCUUUAGAGAAGCUUCACAGGCGGCUAGUCAGGCACGUUCUGUAAACGACUGCUUAGAUCGUGAUGCCCCUUCUUCUUCUCGGCGUAGGGUUCGGCUACCUUCUGAAGAGUCUGACUCGGAUGAUCAGCCUUUGGCUCAAAGACUUCGCCGCAGGGCCCCCAAUCCUAGCCAAGACGUGCGCCCUUCCGCUGUUCCUCCUCCAUCGCCUCCUGUUGCCACCACCACGCCUCCUAUUGCAACCGCUACGCCUAUCCCGAGCCAGGCAGAUGCUACUCCCACUCCACCUGAGGUUAUGACCGAGCCCCCGCUAGCUCAACCUUCCCCCUCUCAACAGCCUUCCCCCUCGUAA